Messenger RNA from Cyphellophora attinorum, 1461 nucleotides. RefSeq names its product putative zinc metalloprotease. NCBI's taxonomy places the organism in Eukaryota, Fungi, Ascomycota, Eurotiomycetes, Chaetothyriales, Cyphellophoraceae. The transcript is spliced from 2 exons. Gene Ontology annotation, molecular function: metalloexopeptidase activity; protein binding. Gene Ontology annotation, biological process: proteolysis. The record is from RefSeq and is a predicted model, not a curated record. The coding region runs from base 1 to 1461 and encodes 486 amino acids.
AUGCCCCAUCUGCUACUAACCGCUUUGACGGCAUCUGCCCUCGCUCUUGCUACACCGUUGACUUCACGAAACCCAGUGAAGCGCAAUGAGCCCCAAUAUCCAAUACUGACCUGCGAAGCCGCUAGCUGGCCGACUACAGAAUUGCCCAAGUACAUCACGCCUCAAUUGCCGGAUGCGGACCUUCAGGACCUAAUUUCCCAGAUCAAUCCUGACAACAUCUACGCCAACAUUGAGAAACUUGUCUCAUUUGGCACGCGACACACGCUUUCCAGCCAGACUGACCCGAAUCGCGGAAUAGGAGCAGCUCGAUCAUGGCUGAAGUCUAAAUACGAGGAGUACGCCGAGGCGAGCAAUGGACGGAUGACUGUGAGCCUCGAAGGGUAUGAGCAGCAGCCGGACGGAGAUCGAGUACUUUUCCCAGUCCUGAUUCAAGAUGUGGUGGCGACUCUGAAAGGGAGCGAAGAGCCUGAUCGCUAUUACCUGAUCUCUGGGCAUUACGACUCGCGGCGAAGCGAUCCUAACGACUAUGAAGGUGACGCGCCGGGGGCAGACGAUGACGCAUCUGGGGUGGCUGUUUCACUGGAGUUGGCCCGAGUCUUUGCCCUGGCACCCACUCCACCACGAGCAACCAUCAUUUUCGUUGCUGUCGCUGGUGAGGAGCAAAACCUGUAUGGCGCCAACUACCUUGCCGAAACGUUCCGCAACACUUCGCGAAACCUUGCAGGUAUGCUCAAUUGCGACACCGUUGGCAGCUAUACCGGUGACGAUGGCUACGAGGAUCCCCACGUCAUUCGUGUAUUCGCUGAAGGUCCACCUUUGACGGAGAACGCUACUGUCCGCGCGCAACGCUUGUCCAUCGGCGGAGAGAACGACUCUCCGGCACGAAACCUGGCACGCUUUAUCCAUGAGGUUUCAGAGAACGAGUAUACGGAGAUGAACGUUAGUGUGAUCUACCGACUCGACCGAUUCCUCCGGGGCGGCGAUCACCGGCCUUUCCUUCAGAAUGGCUUCAGCGCUGUGCGAUUCACUGAGCCACAUGAGGUUUAUGAGCAUCAGCACAAUGAUGUACGAGUCGAGGACGGUGUGCAGUACGGCGAUCUCAUCGAGUACGUAGACAAGGACUACACGGCUCGCGUCGCCAGAGUCAACGCCGCUGCGUUGUGGAGCUUGAGCCAGGCGCCCGGCGAGCCAACGAGCGUGUAUGUGAAUACGACAGCACUGGACAAUGACAGUCAAUUUGUGUGGAGCCCGCCAGUCGACGGAGACGAGGGUGUGGACAGCUAUGAAGUGGUUUGGAGGCCGACAAACGCGCCUUUCUGGACUAACAGUGUCGAUGUUGGGAAGACCGACUCUGCAGUUGUGCCUCUCAGUAAGGACAAUGUCAUCUUCGGGAUCAGGAGUGUUCGAGCAGGAUAUAAGAGCCCGGCUGUGCUCCCAUUCCCUUUACCGGUGGCGGACUAG